Messenger RNA from Hemicordylus capensis (graceful crag lizard), 1062 nucleotides. It is a transcript of the gene TRAPPC4, whose product is annotated as trafficking protein particle complex subunit 4. The transcript is spliced from 5 exons. The record is from RefSeq and is a predicted model, not a curated record. Gene Ontology annotation, biological process: endoplasmic reticulum to Golgi vesicle-mediated transport. Lineage: Eukaryota; Metazoa; Chordata; Lepidosauria; Squamata; Cordylidae. Bases 50 to 760 code for a protein of 236 amino acids. Gene Ontology annotation, cellular component: TRAPP complex.
UCCGCUCCGGAAGGGGAGGAGCUCAAGGGCAGGAGGGCGGGUCUUCCUCAUGGCCCAGGCCCCGCCCUCCCCGAGCCGGCGGGCGGCGACGGGAGCCGCGAUGGCCAUCUUCAGCGUCUACGUGGUGAACAAGGCCGGUGGGCUCAUCUACCAGCUGGACCACUACGCGCCGCGGGCCGAGGCCGAGAAGACCUUCAGCUUCCCGCUGGAGCUGGUGCUGCGGCCGCACGACGAGCGUGUCCUCGUGGCCUUCGGGCAGCGCGACGGCAUCCGCGUGGGCCAUGCUGUGCUUGCCAUCAACGGCAUCGAUGUCAACGGGCGAUGCACGGGCGACGGGAGGGAUGUGCUGGAGUUCCUGAGCAACCCGGUCAACUACCCGGUGUCGAUCCGCUUUGGCCGCCCCCGACUCUCGUCCAAUGAGAAGCUCAUGCUGGCCUCCAUGUUCCACUCGUUGUUUGCGAUCGGGUCCCAACUGUCUCCUGAGCAGGGCAGCUCUGGCAUUGAGAUGCUGGAAACAGACACUUUCAAGCUCCACUGCUUCCAGACUCUAACAGGGAUCAAAUUUGUGGUGCUUGCUGACCCACGGCAGUCUGGGAUAGAUUCUCUUCUGCGCAAGAUCUAUGAGAUUUAUUCAGACUUUGCUCUGAAAAAUCCUUUCUACUCCCUGGAGAUGCCAAUCAGGUGUGAGCUCUUUGAUCAGAACUUGAAGCUUGCGCUGGAGGUUGCCGAGAAAGCAGGGCCAUUUGGCCCGGGAUUGUAGGAUGGAUUUCUCCUGCUUCAGCCACCUCAUGGACUCCUUCCAACAAGAGCUGGGUCUUCUGCCAGAAAGGUUCCCCGGCAUGCCUGGCUGCAAUUCCAGAGUGCAGAAUAAUGGAUACGACUCCUAUUGCUGAGGUUGGAGGCAGCAGGGGGGGCUGACUGAGGGCUUAGAAGAAGGGAGCACCAUGGCUGCACCAUUCCCGAGUGCUGGAGUGUGUGUGUACACGUUUGUUGCAAUGUAAGUUAUGGCUAGAGGAUUAUAUGCUACUUGUGUAAAUAAAGUAUUCCCUAAAAGAAGAAGAA